CAAUGCACAUAGCAGUGCCAGCAUUUAAAAAGUAAUGGUCAUUUCAGGUGUUGGUUAUCCUGAGAAAAUUUAAUGGCGUUGUAAUGGUGUAUGAGAGCGAAUUUUGAUAUAAUUUUUGGAUCCAGUGUAUCAGUUAUAGCAUUAAAAUAAGCAUAUUUGUAAUGAGACUGGCAUUGUACCUCUGCAGCAAGAAGGGCCCUCCUGGGCAUUUAUGGAGAGGGAAGUCAUUUUCUUUGCAGAAUGGAAAUGUUGCCGUUGUAGGAAGCAAGACCAUAUUUAAAUCAUUCACAAAUUUUGGUAAUACAAAUAUCCGUGGGUACAAUAGCACUUCAGUGCUGCAGCUUCAGAAUUAUUUGAAGACAUUAACAAUUAGUCAGCGUGGGAUUAUGGGUACGAGUACUGAACCACAAGGAAUCCAUGAAAAUGUCUCUGCACUGCAGAUGAGGACCAGACUUCAGAGGCGAAAAAGACCUUCUAUGGAGGAAGAGGAUAGCAAAAAGCUUGGGUAUUGGAAUGUAGCUGCAUAUACAACAGCUGAAGAGUAUGAUUUGGAAAAACUGACUAAAGGACUGUUGCUACAAAAUCUGUAUGUUCCCAAUCCACUGCUGCGGUCUCUUGCAGAUCCGAAUGGAGUAGUUCCAGAUGUUGUGCACGUAGAGGCUAGGUACCAAGUCGGUGUUGAGCCGAGGGAGAUAUAUUUUUUUCGUGAAGGCACAACUGUUUUUUGGAACGUUCCUGAACUGGAGAGCAGCAAUGUCCUGAGCUUCAUACGGCAGUUUGAACAGAACAGUUAUGAUGAACGGCUUGUGCAUGAUGAGAGUGAGGCUAUGCCGUACACUCACUCUACCGGAAAAAGUCACCUUCAGGAUGGUCAUAUUGCGCUUGGAAGUGAUGGCCGAACAGAACUGGACAAAUACACUUUUUCCAAUGCAAUUGCUCUAUCUGUAAAGUUGGGUGUAUGGGAAGCGUCUCUCAACAGAUAUGUAGACAGCAUCGAAUUUGUCACUGAGGAUUUAAAACGGGGUACAAAGAUAAGCAUGUCAAGGGAAGAUGUUCUACGCAAAACAGGUGAACUGUUUGCGUUGCGUCAUCUGAUAAAUCUGAGCUCAGAUUUGCUGGACACUCCAGAUUUCUAUUGGGAUCAUGAGGAACAAGAAGAGCUCUACCAAAAAAUGUGCAGCUACUUCAGCAUAAACAGGCGUACGAGAGUGAUGAAUGAGAAGCUGAAUCAUUGUGUGGAAUUGGUUGAACUGCUGUCAUCACACCUAAGUGAUCGUCAUCACAUCCGCCUUGAGUGGAUGAUCAUAAUACUUAUCAUGGUGGAAGUUGGAUUUGAGAUUAUUCACUAUGCAGGCCGCUACAUGUAGCAAUUACUGUGUGAUCUGCUGAAUUAUUCUAGUAUCAGGAUUCCAUAAUGCAGCAAAGUGUUACUGAGAGCAGAGUAAGCAGAAGAGGUAAAAGUAUAUGACAGUUUUUAUAAUUUAGUUGCAUUCAGAUAUCAUGAUUCUAAUUACAAUAUACAGGCUUCGUAUAAUGUAAAAUUUAAUUUAUUUAUGAUAAUAUUAAAACUGAUAUAAAUUUCAUAUACUGUUAGGUUUUUUAUUUGUAUCCACAAUUUCUUUGUCUGUGUGAAUUUAUGAUUGACAUGCUCUAGUUCAGUGGUAUUCAACCUGGGGUACGCAUACUCCCGGGGGUACGCGAA
Messenger RNA from Zootermopsis nevadensis, 1702 nucleotides. Its product is annotated as required for meiotic nuclear division protein 1 homolog. Gene Ontology annotation, biological process: positive regulation of mitochondrial translation. The record is from RefSeq and is a predicted model, not a curated record. Lineage: Eukaryota; Metazoa; Arthropoda; Insecta; Blattodea; Termopsidae.